This is a messenger RNA of Hydatigera taeniaeformis, 1398 nucleotides long. Lineage: Eukaryota; Metazoa; Platyhelminthes; Cestoda; Cyclophyllidea; Taeniidae. The record is from the annotation of a GenBank genome assembly.
ACUGUUUCCGGUGUCAAUGGUCCUUUGGUUAUUUUGGAUGACGUGAAAUUUCCCAAGUAUGCUGAAAUCGUCCGCAUUACUUUGGCUGAUGGAAGUGUGAGGACUGGUCAGGUCCUUGAAGUCAGUGGGAAGAAGGCCGUUGUUCAAGUUUUUGAGGGCACAAGUGGUAUUGAUGCCAAGAAUACGACAUGCGAAUUCACAGGGGACGUUUUAAGAACCGCUGUAUCGGAAGACAUGCUUGGUCGUAUUUUUAAUGGGUCUGGAAAGCCCAAGGAUGGGGGGCCUUCCAUUUUGGCUGAGGACUAUCUAGACAUUGAAGGUCAACCCAUAAAUCCUUACUCUCGUAUCUACCCCAGGGAAAUGAUACAAACCGGUAUUUCGAGCAUAGACGUGAUGAAUUCAAUUGCUCGAGGGCAAAAGAUCCCAAUUUUUUCCGCUUCUGGUCUUCCUCAUAACGAGAUUGCUGCUCAGAUCUGUCGUCAGGCUGGUCUUGUGAAGAAACGUGGAGGCGAUGGUGCAGAGGAUGAAAGGGACAACUUUGCUAUCGUUUUUGCUGCAAUGGGUGUCAAUAUGGAGACAGCUCGUUUCUUUAUGCAAGACUUCAAGGAACAUGGCUCCAUGGAAAAUGUUUGUCUCUUUCUUAAUCUGGCGAACGAUCCUACUAUCGAGCGAAUUAUCACGCCCCGCAUUGCUCUCACAACUGCGGAGUAUUUGGCAUACCAAUGUGAAAAACAUGUGCUCGUCAUCUUGACCGAUAUGAGCUCUUAUGCAGAGGCUCUUCGCGAGGUUUCUGCUGCAAGAGAGGAGGUUCCCGGUCGUCGUGGUUUUCCUGGAUACAUGUAUACGGAUUUGGCGUCUAUCUACGAGAGAGCGGGCUGUGUCGAAGGGCGAAGCGGAUCUAUCACUCAAAUACCUAUUCUCACUAUGCCCAACGAUGAUAUUACCCAUCCUAUUCCCGAUUUAACCGGCUACAUUACUGAGGGUCAGGUAUACGUUGAUCGACAACUGCACAACCGACAGAUCUAUCCGCCGAUCAAUGUCCUUCCUUCCCUUUCUCGCCUUAUGAAGUCAGCCAUUGGUGCAGAGAUGACUCGAGAGGACCACUCCGAUGUUUCUAACCAGUUAUACGCCUGUUACGCUAUUGGCAAAGAUGUCCAAGCUAUGAAGGCGGUCGUCGGCGAGGAGGCACUGAGUGCAGAGGAUCUACUCUAUUUGGAAUUUUUGAGCAAGUUCGAAAAGCUCUUUAUCUCCCAAGGUGCUUAUGAAAAUCGAAGCAUCUUUGACUCCUUGGAUAUCGGCUGGGAUCUUCUGCGUAUCUUUCCAAAGGAGCUACUCAAACGCAUUCCUGAGACAACACUGAAUAAAUACUACCCUCGCCGAAUGGAGAGACAAAACUGA